Messenger RNA from Hypoxylon fragiforme, 2616 nucleotides. RefSeq lists its product as uncharacterized. The record is from RefSeq and is a predicted model, not a curated record. Gene Ontology annotation, cellular component: fungal-type vacuole membrane; TORC1 complex. The coding region runs from base 628 to 2268 and encodes 546 amino acids. NCBI's taxonomy places the organism in Eukaryota, Fungi, Ascomycota, Sordariomycetes, Xylariales, Hypoxylaceae. The transcript has a single exon.
ACCACCCUAAUACUAAAUAGAGCUGCAUUGCAUAUACUGCACGUUACCUUGAUCUUCCUUCCCACAUAUACAUAUUAAUUCUCCCAUUUCGUAAUGCCCAGCUAAGUACUCAUAACCCUCAUCUAGGUAGACAGGCUAGGAUCAAUACAAAGCUUCCAGUUAGAAGAGAUUUGAGACAACUGUCAAGCCACUCGACCAUUCCCCCGCCGACACAUCGCUCCGUCAUACAGUUUAAACCCGGCUCACAGUACGGGCUGAGUACGGGGUACUAAGUAGCACCCAGGUUUCCAAGUUUAGGAGAUUGUACAAUACGUCGUUGGUGUUGUAUUGUAUGUACAACCAUCCAAGGAUAUUUGCGCGAUACUACUUACCACGCCACAAUAUCCAAGUCCACAUCCAUCCUCUCCUCAUACCCAACCUACCGUUCUAACACACCCCCCCCCCCCAAUUACCCCCAACAUCCCCCAAAUCCUGACCUCCGAGAUCUUAUCCCCGGAGACCCCUCCCCCAUAAACCCCCAGCCCGCCUAGCUGUACACCGAACGUAGACGCCUACGCCCACACCCACGCCCAUUCGGGCAGCUGAAACACUUCUGGCUGACAGAAUAAGCAAUUAUUAUAUGGUAUUAUGGCUAAGGAGACGGACAAUUCUACCGCAAAUACCGCCCAAUCAAAACGACCAGCCGUCAACCGCCAUGACAGCGAUUCCCACCGAUCCAAGGCCCAGAAACACGUCGUAGGCGGAGGAGCUGGCCCACGUUUCCAUGCUCGCGCACCGUCCUCCAAGGCCUUACAGAAGCAUCAUUCAACCACCAACACAACUAAGCUGACACGACGACUCCCUUCCCCCUCCCCCGAACGUACACCUAUGGUGGUCGCCGAAUCACACCGCCGUACCGCUUCAGACGUAAAGCUGCAGCGGGAUUCGUCCCCGCCUAACCUUAAGGAUAACUCUUCCCAGUCGAGUCUAAAGCGCAAUCGUUCCCAUGCCGAAAUAGCGAAGCGGCCCAAAUCAAACACGAAUAUCAAGCGAUCUUCGUCUCACAAAGAGGUCAACAAGCUAAAAGGCGCAAAAGGUCAGGUUCAUUUCGAUCUCGGUAGCGACCAAGAAGACGAGUGGGUUGACGCAAGCGCAUCUGCCUCUCCUUACCUAUCCAGACGCGGCUCCGCUGUUAGUAGUGAACCUGCUUCAGCGAAGGCGGCGCAGAGUCGGGAGAACUCGCGACCCCAAACCCCCUACGAAGAACCGUCGGCCCCCAAACAAGAAUCUUCACCUAAUCGCGAAACCGCGCAGCACAACCAAUAUUUAACAUCCCGUCUAUUGCAACGUACGCCUUCUAGCGGCGCACCACCCCAGAUGACUACUGAGACAGUAUCUGUACGUCACAAUUCGGGCUCUCCCGAAUCCCAAGCGAGCCGUGGCCCGUCAAGUCUAUUCGGAACCCCCGGGAAUGGUGCUCUGGUAGGCAGUGGACAAGAAGACCUCACUUCUCGUUUUGUCAAUGGCCCUAGCUCCGGGGGCAUACCCGACAGCGUUUCGUAUUACAACCCCGCGCGCGCGCAAACCCAACGCGGCGAGGUUGUACGGCGGCCUCAAUCGCUUAGUAACUUGAACCAAAAUUAUCGUAGUUCAAUAAGCGAUGACGAAAGUGACAGCGCCUUAGCGCCUCGAACAAGAAGAUCAGUGUACAGAGCCGCGCCCGCGGAAAAGUCGCGAACACAGCAAAAAUUGAACCUCCAACGUGCGAGCUCGUCCAUCGAACCGGCCCAACCAGUCGGUGGGGUCGGAGUCGUGGGUGUGAGCCCCUUGGUUGGUGGCAGUGGCUAUGAUAAUAGGGAUCCGCGUAUAGGCAAAUUACUUGAGCGUACAGGCAUGGAAUAUCUCGUAGUCCGACGAUACCAAAACCCCAUAGCUCGUUCGAUAGCAAGGCUGUCGCAGCUGUCUGUCGCAAAUAAGAACCGACACAUACCUGCCCAGAAUGGAAAUAGCAAUAUGGCGAAUGGGAAAAGGACGUCGGCAUUGGGCAAUGCAGGCCGCCCCGGCUUAAGCCGAAGCCUUACAGACCGGACAAGGUCUAGACCUACGACGCCACGGAAAGAGAUGUCUAUACGAGCCAACGGCGCAAAUUCCAGCUUCGAUGGCGUGGAUGGAAGGCACCACGACCGGCUGAAUGGGACUAGCUACGUAGAUGAGGAGGACAGCAGCAUUGCCGCAAUCCUCCGCAAUCUCUGGGAUAAGAAUACGGAUCUCAGUGCAAGUCAGGACUAAGUUGGGAUUUUUGUUGGGAGGCGUUAUGAUUUGGGCAUAAUCUCGAGUGGGCUGGGAACUCGAGAGGGCCAUUGACACAUUAGCGAUACAGGUAGAUGAAGGUGCUUUGUUUUUGUAAUUGUAAUGUUUGUAUUCACUCAUUACUUGUAUAAUACUGGGUCGACUGGACUAUAUUCUUUCAUGUCCGCGGUGUAUCUACCUACGCAGUGCUUUGGGUGUUGGUGGUAGGUUUUCAUGUUUACGACCGUGAAAUAUGUCCAUGUCUGGUAAUAGAAGGGGAAAGUAAAAGAAGAGCAUCUACGGAAAUCCGAACAAGUCCUCCGUCACUGUGGCUUACCUCCCUGCAUG